AUGAUUUUACAUCAUACAUUAGGAAAUGGUGAUUUUACAGUUUUCCAUAAAAUGUCAGAGAGUAUUUGUCAAACAACUGCUUUUUUAAAUGAUAUUUCAACUGCUUGUGAUGAGAUUGAUCGUUGUUUGAAAGUUGCUUAUACUAAUCAACGACCAGUGUAUAUUGCCAUUCCUUCUAAUAUGGUUGAUAUGAAAGUAACUAGUACAAGAUUAGAGAAACCAAUUGAUUUAUCAGUAGUACCAAAUGACGAAGCUUCUCAAAAGGAAGUUAUUGAUAGAGUUUUGACGAUGAUUUCAAAAGCAAAAAGUCCAGUGAUUUUAGUGGAUGCUUGUGCUUCAAGACACAAUUGUAAAGAUGAAGUCCAACAGUUGGUUGAAAUAACCCAGUUUCCGGUUUUUGUUACACCAAUGGGUAAAGGAACCAUUGAUGAAGGUGGAAUCGGUGGUGAAGAUAUUACUGAUCCUGGUAUUUUCACAAAGUUGGACACAAAAUUGAGUAGUGGAAGCAAUGUUGCAUCAAGAUAUGGUGGGGUUUAUAUUGGUUCAUUAUCCAAACCUGAGGUUAAAAAUACAGUUGAGAAUGCCGAUUUGGUUUUAUCGUGUGGUGCUUUGUUAUCUGAUUUCAACACUGGCUCAUUUUCAUAUUCUCUUGGUACUAAGAACAUUGUUGAAUUUCACUCUGAUCACACUAAGGUUAGACGUGCCAUUUACCCCGGUACCAAGAUGAAAGAGGCAAUGCAAGCUCUAAAUUCUAAAGUUUCUUCCGUCAUUAGAAAAAACUAUACUGUUCAAGAAGUGCCAAAAUUGAAAUUAGCAAAUACACCUGCUCCAAGUGGAACUCCAUUGACACAAAUUUGGUUCUGGACAAGAGUUAGUUCUUGGUUUAAAGAAAGUGAUGUAAUUAUUACAGAAACCGGAACUGCUGCACAUGGUAUUCUUGAAACAAGAUUUCCAAAUAAUGUUGUUGGAAUAUCCCAAAUUUUAUGGGGAUCAAUUGGAUUUUCCGUUGGUGCUGCUCUUGGUGCAAGUAUGGCAGCGAAAGAGAUGUCCUCUAAUAAAAGAGUAAUUUUGUUUGUUGGGGAUGGUUCCUUACAGUUAACUAUACAAGAAAUAUCCACUAUGAUUAAAAACAAAGUGAAUCCUUAUAUCUUUGUGUUGAACAAUGGUGGUUACACAAUUGAAAAGUUGAUCCAUGGUAUUGAUGCCCAGUACAAUAAUAUUCAACCUUGGAAUCAUUUACAAAUUCUACCAUUAUUUGGUGCAACAAACUAUCAAGCUGAAAGAAUCACCACAGUUGGGGAAACAAAUGAAUUGUUUGAUGAUCCUAGUUUUGCAACAAAUGAUAAAAUUCGAUUAAUUGAAGUUAUGUUCAAUCCUUUGGAUGCUCCGAUUGCUCUAGUUAAACAAGCCCAUUUUGCAGCUGAAGUUAACAAGGGUAAAUAG
Molecule: messenger RNA, 1443 nt
Organism: Candida tropicalis MYA-3404
Lineage: Eukaryota; Fungi; Ascomycota; Pichiomycetes; Serinales; Debaryomycetaceae
Gene: PDC12
Product: Pdc12p
Exons: 1
Coding region: 1-1443 (480 amino acids)
Molecular function (GO): thiamine pyrophosphate binding; carboxy-lyase activity; magnesium ion binding
Source: RefSeq, a predicted model, not a curated record